This is a messenger RNA of Spodoptera frugiperda (fall armyworm), 3298 nucleotides long. RefSeq names its product glycerol-3-phosphate dehydrogenase, mitochondrial (gene Gpo1). Gene Ontology annotation, biological process: glycerol-3-phosphate metabolic process. The record is from RefSeq and is a predicted model, not a curated record. Bases 295 to 2460 code for a protein of 721 amino acids. NCBI's taxonomy places the organism in Eukaryota, Metazoa, Arthropoda, Insecta, Lepidoptera, Noctuidae. Gene Ontology annotation, cellular component: glycerol-3-phosphate dehydrogenase (FAD) complex; mitochondrion. The transcript has 16 exons. Gene Ontology annotation, molecular function: calcium ion binding; glycerol-3-phosphate dehydrogenase (quinone) activity.
AAUGCGCUACGGUCAGUCAGUAGGUCGGUCGGAACCGCUGGUACGUCGUGGGUGCCAUUCACUCACGAUUAGCUAAUAUGUACUAGAAUUAAGUAACGCAAUAGUGGACAUAGUUUUAAAAUAAAAAGCUGAAUUAAAUAGUGAUGUGAAACUGAAACAAUAAGUGCAAUUAUCGCUCAAAUUUUUAUACUUUAAUUAUACAAAUAAUUAAAAACGCCUUGCAAACUAAAUUCACCUAAAAUAGAUUACAUGUUUUCAUCGUAGUUUUCCUUGGACUUAAAUUAUUUAAGAAUAAUGUCUCGCAGAAGAUUGUUGAUUGGCGGCGCGGCGGGCGUCGCGGGCGCAGCUCUCACAGCCUGGGCGGUAGCGGCGGAUGAUUCACCGGCGCAAUGGUACAAAGCGAAAACAGUGUCAGCAAAGACGGAGCGCAAGAAGCGACCUCUACCGACUCGCGACCAUCAAGUCGCCUCCUUACAAGCUGGACAUACCUUCGACAUCCUCAUCAUUGGAGGAGGUGCCACCGGUGUGGGGUGUGCUCUAGAUGCCUGUACUAGAGGGCUUCGCACAGCGUUAGUCGAGGCCGAUGACUUCGCCAGUGGAACCUCAAGUCGUAGUACAAAGCUCAUCCACGGAGGAGUGCGGUACCUUCAGAAGGCCAUCAUGCAGCUGGACUACGACCAGUACAAGAUGGUGAAGGAAGCGCUGCACGAACGAGCCAACAUGUUGGAAGUAGCACCACAUCUGACCAGACCGCUGCCUAUAUUGCUGCCUGUUUAUAAAUGGUGGCAAGUCCCCUACUACUGGUUCGGUAUCAAGAUGUACGAUGUGGUGGCCGGUGACAGAAACGUGAAGAGUUCGUACUACUUGUCUAAGAAGAACACUCUCGAAUUGUUCCCCAUGUUGAAAUCCGACAACCUGUGCGGUGGCAUCGUGUAUUAUGAUGGCCAACAGGACGACGCGCGAAUGAACCUAGCGAUAGCACUGACGGCGGCCCGCCACGGCGCCACCAUCGCCAACCACGUCAGCUGUACCAAGCUGUACAAGACCAAUGGCAAGCUCAGUGGGGCUCGACUAAAGGAUGAGCUGACCGGCAAAGAAUGGGACGUGAAAGCGAAGUGCAUCAUCAACGCGACGGGUCCGUUCACAGACAGCAUCCGCAAGAUGGACGACUCCAGUGUGAAGAACAUCUGCUGCCCCUCGUCUGGCGUGCAUAUCGUGUUGCCUGGAUACUACAGCCCAGAGCACAUGGGUCUCCUGGACCCGGCCACAUCGGACGGGCGUGUGAUCUUCUUCCUCCCGUGGCUGAAGGGCACCAUCGCGGGCACCACAGACCUGCCCUGCAACGUCACACACAACCCCAAGCCCACUGAAGACGAGAUCCUCUUCAUCCUCACUGAAGUCAAGAACUAUCUCAACCCUGAUGUUGAAGUCCGUCGCGGCGACGUGCUGUCGGCGUGGUCGGGUAUCCGUCCGCUGGUGUCGGACCCGAACAAGCCGGACACGCAGUCGCUGGCGCGGAACCACAUCGUGCACGUGUCGCCCGCCGGCCUCGUCACCAUCGCCGGCGGCAAGUGGACCACCUACCGCGCCAUGGCCGCCGAGACCAUCGACGCCGCCAUCGAGAGCGCGAACCUGAAGCCUCUGUACAAGGAGUGCCAGACGGACGGGUUCCUAAUAGAGGGCGCGCACGGCUGGACGCCCACCAUGUACAUUAGAUUAGUGCAAGAUUUCGGAUUGGAGAUGGAAGUAGCACAACACUUAGCCAAGUCGUACGGUGACCGUGCGUUCGCAGUCGCCAAGAUGGCGGCCAUGACUGGCAAGAGGUGGCCUAUCAUCGGCAAGAAGGUCCACCCUGAGUUCCCUUACAUUGACGCUGAGAUUAGAUACGGUUGCCGCGAGUACGCGCGUACGGCGGUGGACAUGAUCGCGCGGCGGCUGCGGCUGGCCUUCCUCAACGUGCAGGCCGCCGCCGAGGCGUUGCCCACCAUCGUCGACAUCAUGGCCGAGGAACUCAACUGGAGCGACGCUGAGAAGAAGAAACAAAUCAAAGACGCGAGCGACUUCCUAGCCAACGAGAUGGGACAGAUGGUGAACCGCGCCAGUCGCGACAAGAUCCCGAUCAACCUCAGCAAGGACGAGAUCCAGACCUACAUCAAACGGUUCCAGAUCAUCGACGCAGACAGGAAAGGUUUCGUCUCCAUCAACGACAUUAGGAGGAGUCUUAAGAACUACGGCGAGGAGGUCACCGGCGAACAAUUGCACGAAAUUCUGAAAGAGAUCGACACUAACAUGAACGGACAAGUCGAACUCGACGAGUACUUGCAGAUGAUGUCUGCCAUCAAGUCUGGUCACGUGGCGUACUCUCGGUUCGCGCGCAUGGCUGAGAUGGAGGAGGAGCAUCACGAACAGGAGAUGUUGAAGAAACAGAUCUCUGUCGAGAGGAGUGGCGGUGGCCUGUAGACGUCAUGCAGAUGGUACCGAAAUAGCAACAAAGUAGGCGCUAAACAAGACAAAAGUAUUAUUUCUCAAAUUAGUACAACAUACCUAUUUCGAUUACAAUAAAUACGUUUAUUGUUAAAAAUUCUAACACCAAGCUAUCAACUUAUGUAAAUUAAGCACGUCCAAUCAAAUAUAUUUAUUAUUUAACAUUAUAGGUGAUGUAAGUACAGACAGACAAUGAUUUUAACAUCGUUAUGUCAUUGUGUCCCACAUAAAUUGUUACGAUAUUUCGAUUCCUCUCCUAAUUUUAAGAGAAAUGGAUUUGAUAUGUGAUUGUUUAAAAUAUAAGACGAUUAUUUAUUCAUUAUUUUGUUAUGAUACAUGUUUUUUAAACAAUUCAAUUAUUAUUUAUAUUAUACAAACGGAAUGCGACUUUUUUAAAUGUAAUUUGUUACUAUUUUUAUUUAAUGUUAUAAUAAUGUGUGUUGAGCUCUGGCAAGGUUAUGCAGAAAUCAGACUUAGUCCAUUCAAAAUAAGGUUUAAAUUUGCUGAAAUCAACGAAGUAGUAUAGAAUACAGAAAUUUCAAUUUUAUUAUAAGGCAAAUAUUUUUCUAUGAAAUGCUGGAGCUUUCACGAAACGCGUUACAAUUGUUAUUUUAUGUCUGAGCCUCAGUUUCGCAAACAAUAUUUGCAGGUCAAACCUACGAAUAAGGAAUCUCCGAAGUGUAGGCCAGACAUUAGAUAUUACACUACACUUAAUGCAUAACACUGUUCUUUAUCGAACGAUAGGUACAAUUUACAAUGUAUUUUAAAGUUCUUGAUGUGUUUAUUGUGCAAAUAAAUUGAUUUUAAAUCAUAA